Molecule: messenger RNA, 1497 nt
Organism: Ziziphus jujuba (common jujube)
Lineage: Eukaryota; Viridiplantae; Streptophyta; Magnoliopsida; Rosales; Rhamnaceae
Product: OVARIAN TUMOR DOMAIN-containing deubiquitinating enzyme 5
Exons: 3
Coding region: 190-1170 (326 amino acids)
Biological process (GO): protein deubiquitination
Molecular function (GO): cysteine-type deubiquitinase activity
Source: RefSeq, a predicted model, not a curated record
GUAUCCCAAAGAGGAAAGCUGCUCCUUUUGGGAGCUCUAAGCUAAAGAGACAAACCGCAAUCCUUAGCGCCCCACUCAAGUGGCUUGGUGGCGAUCACUGUUAACCGUGUUUGGGUUCCAAGAAAAGUAGAAGCAUUGUGGUUUCCACUCCAUCAAACACCCAUUUGGCUCAAUUUCAGGGUUGCUGAAAUGGAAGAUGCGCAUGACAUAGGGGACAAAUCAUCUGAAGCAAUUUUGGAUAAUGCGACCGAAGACAAGCAAGAAACUCGUGAUGAAAUGCUUUCUAGGCAUAGGAAAGAAAUAACAAAGCUGCAGAACAAGGAAGUUGAACGCAAAAAGGCUGCUGCAAAAGGUAGCAAGGCUGAGCAGAAAGCCAAAAAAAAGCAGGUGGAGGAAGAGAUAUCUCAACUUUCUGCUAAGCUUAAAGAAAAGCAUGCGAAAGAACUUGCUUCAUUGGGCUAUAACAGUAAAAAUGAAAAUGAAAAGAGCAAUCUUGAGAAUUUAGUGAAGGCCAUAGCUGGAGUUUCUGUUACCAAUCAACCUGACCAUGGAAAGCCCAGCAAGAGUACAAGGAGACGAGGAAAAAAGGCUCAGCAAGAAGCAGAAAGGGAGAAGAGAAUACAAGAAGAACAGAACAACAUUAUAAGUGAUCGUGCCAUUGAAGACGAGAAACUUGAGAAAAAGCUUGAACCCUUAGGUCUGACUGUCAAUGAAAUAAAACCUGAUGGGCACUGCCUCUACCGUGCUGUUGAAGAUCAACUAGCCUUCUUCUCAGGAGGCUCAUCACCUUACACUUACCAAGAGCUUCGACAAAUGGCCGCUGCUUAUAUGAGGAAACAUGCAUCUGAUUUUCUCCCCUUUUUCCUGUCAGAAAAUGCAAUAGAAGAUGAUUCUGAUGGUUCUCUGGCAGAGAGAUUUGAAAGUUACUGUAAAGAGGUAGACUCAACAGCUGCGUGGGGAGGACAACUAGAGCUCGGGGCACUGACUCACUGUCUUAGAAAACAUAUUAUGAUAUUCUCAGGGUCAUUUCCUGAUGUGGAGAUGGGCAAGGAGUACAAAUCCAGUGGUGAGAAUGGUUCUUCGGAUUCGAGUAUCAGGCUAUCAUACCAUAAACAUGCGUUUGGGCUUGGUGAGCACUAUAACUCUGUGGUGCCCGAUUUGAGCAAAUAAACUAGCACCACAUCAUUUGCAGAAUAUACUUUGUUUGGAAAUCUGUUUUCUAAGUUGUUGACAUGGCGGAGCCUUUUGAUCGGGAAAUUAGUUCUUAAAAUCCACGGUGGUUUACAGGUUUAUACACUAUCUAUUUACUCUCUUCUUCUUUUUUCCUUCUUUUUUUUUUUUUUUUUUUCCCUCUUCAAAUUUCCUUGGCUGUGCUGCGUCAAGCAAAGCCAAUAAAAUAUAUAAUCGUUUACAGUGCCUGCAUCGUUGAAUUAUACAGUUAAAUGCAAACUUUGAUGGAGUUUAUAUUAAUGUUUUAUGCGGUGAGUUCCUUGUCUA